GCUAACUUUGCCGGAAGCUAGCUAGCUACGAAGCUAGGCUAACUUAGCCAGAAGCUAACGCAGCCAGUUUGUCAGCUUUCGUUGCGGGAUAACGACAUGUUUUGAGUGCGAAAGGUUUGGGUUAGAUUCGUCAAAUUUCCAUGUGACAUCCCAACAGCUGGGUCCUGUUUCCAGACGCUGAUUCACAGCUGGACUUCCGUCAUUUACACACACACACACACACACACACAAUGUGGCUUCAGCAGAGACUAAAGGGGCUACCGGGGUUGUUAUCGAGCAGCUGGGCGAGAAGAGCCCUCAUAGGACUGCUGCUGUUCCUCAUCUUCUACUGGUACCUGGGGGCGGAGAGGAGGUGGAGGCUCUUCAGCGGCUCGGCCAUGCCCGGCGGGAAGGCGGGACAGUGCCUGCUGGCGGAGAUCCACAGGUGGAAGUCUCUCGUGGACAGAGGAGAGGGGAUAUACAGCACGCCCCAGGAGCAGCUAGACACACCUUUUAUAUCAGGUAACGGCCAUAUCCUUAUUGACAUUGACUCUAACAAACUGUGGGUGGCGUCGUCUUCACAGCCCGGCUCGGCUCCGGUCCACCAGACAGAGUACUCCCCGAGAGUCGGGGUCCAUCUGGAGGGGAAGCGCGUCGAGGUCCAGGCCACCAUGCUGUGGUUCCGCAAAGGAGCCGUGCUGUCGGUCCGCUGUGCCUUACCCGCCGCGCUGCAGUCGGCCCGGGACUGCGUCACCAUCAGAGAGGAGUUUAUCGCGCACAGAAGCAGACCCAACGUCUACCUCCAGCGAAUCCACAUAAACAACCCGUCUGACAAGGCCGUCAACUUGGACGUGUUUUAUAGCAACCCCUCCUUCGGGGGCAAGUUCUCCUCCAGCGUGGAGAAACUGGAGGACCGAGAGAUCGUGCUGUCCUCCGGCCGAGUGCCCGUGGAGAACAAUCGCAUUGUUCUGGUGGUCGUGGUCACCAAGAAGAUCAACGCCAGGAUCCAGGUUCCUGCUAAGUUAGAGCACAAAGACAACAUCUUGUCAGUGGUGUGGACGUCGGAGCCCAUCGAGCCCUCCAAGCUGGAUGAGACCUUCGUCGCCCUCAGAGACGGAGCCAAAAGGGAGCUGGGCGAGCUGCUGAGGGCCAACGUGGACGAGCUGGUUGUAGAUCACCAGCAGGCCUGGGUGGACCUCUUCAUUUCAGGCAUUGAAAUGCGGAAGAUCACGGACUCCCACACCCCGUCGAGCCGCACGGUGAACACCACCCUCUACUACAUCCUGUCCUCCUCCUGGGCUCCCCUGCUGGACCGGAGUCUCACGGGCGAGGAGCGCGUCCGCCUGGAGUCCAGCCUCAACUACGCCGACCACUGCUUCAGCGGCCACGCCACCAUGCACGCCGAGAACCUGUGGCCCGAGCGCGUGAGCAGCGCCGCCCAGAUCCUGCAGCUGGUCACGCUGUGGACCCUGACGCUGCAGAAGCGAGGCUGCAAGGCGCUGGUGGCGGCCGGCGCGCACGGCGCCGUGCAGGGCGCGGCGCUCAGCUUCGGCGGCCUCCAGUUCACCGAGAACCACCUGCAGUUCCAGGCCGACCCGGACGUGCUGCACAACAGCUACGCGCUGCGCGGCAUCCACUACAACCAGGACCUGAUCAACCUGGCGGUGCUGCUGGACGCCGUGGGGAAGCCCUUCCUCCACGUGUCGGUGAAGCAGCAGGAGAAGCCGGUGAAGCUGUACGCCUGCGAGGCCGGCUGCCUCAACGAGCCCGUGGAGCUGACGUCGGAGACCAAGGGCCACACCUUCCCCGUGAUGGUGACGCAGCCCAUCACGCCGCUGCUGUACAUCUCCACGGACCUGCGCCACCUGCAGGACCUGCGCCACACGCUGCAUCUCAAGGCCAUCCUGGCCCACGAGGACCACAUGGCCAACCGGUACCCGGGCCUGCCCUUCCUCUUCUGGUUCAGCGUGGCCUCGCUCAUAACGCUCUUCCACCUCUUCCUCUUCAAGCUCAUAUACAACGAGUACUGUGGCCCCGGGGCCAAGCCCCUCUUCAGGAGCAAGGUAUAAACAGCGGGGGUGAAACCCAGCAGAAAGGACUACACCGCAAACUGAUCUGCUCUGGUUUGGUUUGGACUUGUUCGUGUGGUGGCAAAGAUUUCCCCUCUCUCUCUCUCCCUCUCUCUCUCUUUCAAUGCUCUCUCUGUGGGUUGGUUUUUGCUUUCCACCUUCUCUAAAUCUCACGUGCUACAUGUUUGGAG
Messenger RNA from Etheostoma cragini (Arkansas darter), 2239 nucleotides. RefSeq names its product KIAA2013 ortholog. The record is from RefSeq and is a predicted model, not a curated record. Bases 231 to 2048 code for a protein of 605 amino acids. The transcript has 5 exons. NCBI's taxonomy places the organism in Eukaryota, Metazoa, Chordata, Actinopteri, Perciformes, Percidae.